CGGAUCAUACCAUGGUCCCUUGUGUUUGUUGUUAUGUGUGUUUACAGUGCUGGUGCAUGCUUGAUAGACAUAUCAAUCGAGUACAAAUUCACAACUCUCUUGCGUUUAGAAGAUCUGGAUCUCCGAAGACACCAUGACAACCAUUCCAAGAUGUCUUUGAAGGAUUUAACAGUCUUACUGUUCCAUAUGCUACCUCUGUGUAGUGGACAUUUUUGUACGGACCUUAAUAGCAUCAGCACUGUUCAGAAAGAUACCGUUCUCCUGGGGUCGAAAUUUCUCACUUUACCGAACACUGGCGUCAUCAGCUGUGGGAGACAAUGUCUACUGAGACGACGGUGCAGGUCAUUCAACGUGGAUCUAGGAAAGUCGGAAUGUCAGCUGAAUGAGCUAUCAUCGUUUGGCAGUGUGGCCAGCAAUAUUGUAGGUGUUCAGAACAGCGUGGUCAGUGACAUUGACCAGUGGCCAGGAAGACUCGCGGGAGAAUGUCAGAACCACUCAUGUCCUGACAACUCAGUGUGUAAGGUUCUGGGCACCGGGAUUCAGGGCACGGGAUUUCAGGGCAACUGGGUUCAGGGCACCGGAACUAUUUGUCAAAGUGAGUGCAGUGAUCCUCCAAGAUUAACCAAUGGUGUCGUCUCACCCAACACAACCAAAUAUGAAAUUGGUUCAACUUUGGGCUACAGCUGCGCAGCUGGGUAUCUGAAGAGCGGUGAAGCUGUUUGCCAGGCAGAUGGAACGUGGUCCAACUUCAGCUGUGAGAUUGGAUGCCAGGGUCUACCGACAAUCCUUCACUCCAUCAGAGAAUCAAUCGAUCAUACUGACCUAUGGCCAGUCGGCUCCAGCCCCAACAUCACGUGUUCACCUCCUACAGCCCAGAUGGGGAAGGUCACGUGUCUAUCGAAUGGAACAUGGUCGACGAUGACGUGUCGAAUGGUGCGGUCAUGCGGGGAAGUCCGAAACUGUAGCACGCUCAAUGGUGACGGUGAGUACUGGCUAUUUCCCCAGAUAUUCAACAACGUGUCCGUGAAGAUAUUCUGUCGUGGGAUGAACUCUGGGACCCCACAACACUAUGUCACUUUACCACGUGAAACGUUCUCCAACUAUUCAGAUACCAGCUGCAGAAAUGACCAGUUCGAAUCGUGUGUCUCUCUCCGCUACAACAAGAUCCUAAUUGACGAUACUGAUACAAUGACCACAGAAUACAAUGGUCUCACAGACCAUACAUUUGCUAACGACAGCAACUGCGAAGUCGCCGAAUACGCUGGAGCCUUUGACUGUAGCUUAGACUCUUCCUGUACCGGAAACAAGGGGAGACAAUUCAGAAUAGACACUGGUCUAACCGGCCUAGUUGUCGCCCCUGAAAUACAAUGGGUUGUAAGAAGUGGCUACGGUAAUGUGACAAUACAACGAUCCGACAGCAACCGCAUCAUCAACGGGCACUGUGUCACCAACUGCAGCUACUGUUACGCCAAUGAGGACACCAUAUCUUACAUCCCAGAUGAAUCAUUCGUGCCGAGUCUUAGCAGCGCUAAAGUACCUAUCUGUUAGUCAGUCCAGUUUGUCUAAGUCAAAGAUGUUGUGGCGACAAAAUAGUUAUUUCCUGAAUGCACAUACGCAGACACUGAUACGCCGCUCGUUGAAAUUAUCACUGGAAGAAAUGGAUAUUGUAACACUGAAAAGAAAUAUCGAUUGUUAAAAUCAAUGAGUUUGCUUUACCGUCGAUUUGGAAAGUGUUCGAGUUAAAGACGACUUGUACGCCCGAAGCAGAGUGCGAAAUAGCCACUGGCCCACUAGCCCGUGGCUAGUAAAUAUCCAGUCGGGCCAGUAAAUCUGCAAUAAUACAGAUAUGAGAUGUUUACCAUUUUAGUGAAACCCAUUAGCGUGUGUAUGGUGCCCACAGACCUGGAAUCAGGACGAACCAAUCAGUCAUAGGCUCCUGGCGUGUCCAAGGGACGUCACUCUGCACACCUAAUUGCAGCGCCUUCUGCGAAUGUGCCACCAAAGUCGGAUCAUUCUCAUGUCUGAAGCCUAAGUGUUGACACUGACGCUGAUAUUCGAAAGCAUGAUGUUACUCGGAACCAACUUCUGUAAUGUUUCUUUCAAGGACGUACCGCCAUGUGGUGUUAUUUGUCGUGUCCAGAAGCACCACACGUCGUUGAACACUAUGUUGAAACUUUCACCGGGUACCGCUAACCAAUUGGAGAAAUGAUCAUCAACGUUUGCUGAAUUUGUUCAUAAUUCCUGGAUAGAUGAACUGACAUUACGAUUUCCACCCAUUGGGGACACGUGUGGUUAUGAUCUGAGUUAGGGUCAACCCUAUGCUGGACUACGGAGACCGUAUGUUUGAUCCAUAAAUCGUUAGCUGUGUAUAACGUAUGUGACAUCAUGAAAUGCUUGUAUAUAAUGUUAUAUUAUUUAGUUUAAACUAUAUUAGAUAUUCAAUUUGGUAUAAAUGAUGGUCCAGGUUUAGAUAUAACUGAUGCUCCAGGUUUAGGUAGAACUGAUGAUCCAGGUGUAG
This is a messenger RNA of Haliotis rubra (blacklip abalone), 2518 nucleotides long. RefSeq lists its product as uncharacterized. Gene Ontology annotation, molecular function: zinc ion binding; metalloendopeptidase activity. The transcript has 2 exons. The record is from RefSeq and is a predicted model, not a curated record. Bases 34 to 1548 code for a protein of 504 amino acids. Lineage: Eukaryota; Metazoa; Mollusca; Gastropoda; Lepetellida; Haliotidae.